AUUGGUUCGAUUUUGACUGAUCUAGAAAUCGAACUCGGGGUAAAGUUCAUAGUUUUUCUUCCUUUUUUUUAAAUUUAUAAUAUCUAAGCAGUUAUAAAAAAUGCCGCACUUUAGGAUUGAAACAAAUGUUCCCAAAAGCAAAAUUCCUCAGGAUUUUUUUACGAAAGCAGUGCCAGUUCUUGCUAGAGCACUGGGUAAACCUGAACAGUAUUGCGUAGUCUCCGUUAUUCCUGACGUACCAAUGAGUUUUGCUGGUAGUACGGACCCAUGUGCUAUAGCUAACUUGAUGUCUAUUGGAUCCCUUGGAGUUGAACAAAAUAAGAAGCAUGCCAAAGUUUUAUUUGAACUGGUUGAAAAGGAGUUAGGUGUUCCUCAAGACAGAAUGUACAUCACUUUCCAAGAUGAACCUACAGGCAAUGUUGGCUUCAAAGGCACUACUUUCCACUCUUUGUUUGGCUAAAAUUCACUAAUUAGUAUUAAGCAUAACAUGUUUCCUACUACAUUAAAAUUGACCUAAAUCAUUAUCAUUAUGAAACAAUUUAUCUUUAUUUUAAUCACCUUGUUAUUAUUUGUAUGGUAAAAACCUGUUUUAAAAG
Molecule: messenger RNA, 596 nt
Organism: Papilio machaon (common yellow swallowtail)
Lineage: Eukaryota; Metazoa; Arthropoda; Insecta; Lepidoptera; Papilionidae
Gene: Mif
Product: macrophage migration inhibitory factor
Exons: 3
Coding region: 101-460 (119 amino acids)
Molecular function (GO): cytokine activity; phenylpyruvate tautomerase activity
Source: RefSeq, a predicted model, not a curated record